UCGAUCGAGGUGAUAAGGAAACGUCACCAUAACUCAGAAAUUCAUUCAUGUUUUUGCUGCUACUGAGUGUCUAAUUAGUCGAAUUAGUGAGAUAUUUAACUGAUUGUAGUAAUUCAAAUAAAUAAUUUACGAUGUCGGACGUAAAAGUUUCCUCGCGAGCAUACACAAAAAUAAUUCUUCAUGCAGCAAAGUACCCACACGCUGCCGUAAAUGGUAUUCUGUUAGCACCGAAAGAUAAGUCGAAAAACCAAUACAUCAUCGAUGCCAUUCCUCUAUUUCAUCAGUGCCUAAACGUGACACCUAUGGCAGAAGUGGCCUUAGUUCAGGUGGAAGCAAUGGCUGCACAGGAAGGUUUACAAAUUGCUGGUUACUAUGCGGCUGCAGAGAAUUUCAAUGAAAAUAGCAUUGAAAAAAUUCCCGGCGCCCGAGUCGCUGAGAAAAUAUCCGAACAGAUAGGGAAUGCUCUUUGCGUCAUGGUCGACAAUAAAUCAAUGAGCUUGAACAUGGAUCGUCCGGCAAUAAAGGUCUGGCAAAACGUGGACAGUCGUUGGGUGAAAACAAAUUUCAGCUUAGACCUAAGUGAAUCGACUUUGGAUGCCGUAUCGUCGCUGCUGCAGAAAGGCGCCAUGAAAGAUCUAUCCGAUUUCGACAAUUAUUUGGACAACGUUGAAAAUGACUGGUUGAACGGUCACUUAAACAGAGAUCUAAAGCAAUUGCUAGCUAUGUAUUAGAUGUCAUAGGAUUUCAUUCAUCAAUUGAUUUUUACUGCAUUUGUAUUCGAUAAGUGUGGAAGUACUAAAUUAUAUCCAGUUCGAUAGGGUUUGAA
This is a messenger RNA of Bradysia coprophila, 826 nucleotides long. It is a transcript of the gene EMC8-9, whose product is annotated as ER membrane protein complex subunit 8/9. The record is from RefSeq and is a predicted model, not a curated record. Gene Ontology annotation, cellular component: EMC complex. NCBI's taxonomy places the organism in Eukaryota, Metazoa, Arthropoda, Insecta, Diptera, Sciaridae.